This is a messenger RNA of Astyanax mexicanus (Mexican tetra), 2449 nucleotides long. Its product is annotated as deoxynucleoside triphosphate triphosphohydrolase SAMHD1. Lineage: Eukaryota; Metazoa; Chordata; Actinopteri; Characiformes; Acestrorhamphidae. The transcript is spliced from 22 exons. The coding region runs from base 81 to 2279 and encodes 732 amino acids. Gene Ontology annotation, biological process: dGTP catabolic process; regulation of innate immune response; defense response to virus. Gene Ontology annotation, molecular function: dGTPase activity. The record is from RefSeq and is a predicted model, not a curated record. Gene Ontology annotation, cellular component: nucleus.
AUCUUGUGGUCAGGGCACUUGGUCAGAAGACAGAAGAGCAGAAGGAAUCAACGAUCAAGAACAUUUACAGCAUUAAGACAAUGGCGCAGAGCAAAUCACAAGAUGAACAAUCUACAACAAAGAAGGAGAAAGCAAUCUACAAGGUCUUUAAUGACUCUGUUCAUGGCCACAUUGAGAUGCACCCUCUGCUGGUGAAGAUAAUAGACACUCCUGAGUUUCAGCGCUUGAAGAACAUCAAACAACUUGGAGGAGGCUAUUAUGUCUAUCCUGGAGCGUCUCACAAUCGCUUUGAGCAUUCCUUAGGUGUGGCUCAUCUGGCAGGGAAGCUUCUACAGAGUCUGAAAAAGAAUCUGCCAGAGGGAUUAGAGAUAACACCCAAUGAUGAACUCUGUGUUCAGAUUGCUGCACUGUGUCAUGACCUGGGACACGGGCCGUUCUCUCAUGCAUUCGACAUAUUCAUGAAGGACUUUGACUCAAGUUGGAAGCAUGAAGAUGUAUCAGUCAAGAUGUUUAAACAUCUUAUUGAAGAAAAUGGCAUUAAAGAAAUCAUGGGAAAAGAAAAUGAAAAUUGGGACGCAUUUUCUGAAGAGGAUUUCAUGUUCAUCACAGAGCUUAUUCAAGGGCCGAGUAAUUCUGCUUCUGAGUGGCCAUAUAAAGGAAGGGAGAAGAAGAAGGCUUUCUUGUAUGACAUUGUGGCCAAUCACAGAAACGGAAUUGACGUUGACAAAAUGGACUAUUUCACCAGAGACUGCCACCACCUGGGCAUGAAAUGUAACUUCUCUCAUGAACGUUUUAUAACGUUUGCACGAGUUUGUGAAGAAAAUGGAGAAACACAGAUCUGCAUGAGAGACAAGGAAGCGAUGAACAUGUACGAGCUCUUUCAUGUUCGCAACCUCCUUCACCACAAUGCCUGCCAGCACAGGGUCGUAAAGGCAGUCGAACUUAUGAUAAUGGAUGCUCUCAAAGAAGCCAAUGAUCACUUCGAGUUCAAAAAAGCAGCAAUGGAUCCUAAAAGAUUUGUGGAUCUCACAGAUGACAUUCUUCAGAAAAUUCUGCACACUCCAGAAAAAAGCACAAAAGUUGAAAAAGCCCAGAAAAUCAUUAAAAGAUUAUUAAAACGUGACUUGUACAAGUUCCUUGGUGCAAAAACAUUUCAGCCUCAGGAGCUGAAACACUUAACCAGUGAUGAAGAGAGGAAGAAAGUGCUGAAGACCUGGCUAGGAAAGAUCCAGACACCAGAAGUUGGUUCUCAGAGACUCAAGCUCGAGUACUUUAAGGAGGUGCAAAUCAAAUUUAAUUACGGGAUGAAGGACAAGAAUCCAAUUGAUUCUCUCAGAUUCUACAGGAAAUACGAUCCAAACACACCAAUAAAACUCUCCAAACAUGAGGUCUCGCACCUCCUUCCUGAGAAAUUUGCUGAAACCAAAGUCAUGCUUUUCUACAAGGGUGAAGACAAAGAUGUUGAGAAACUGGCCAAAAGGGAAAUCAAAUACUUCUGGAAUGACUUGGACAUCUUCUCCUCUGCCAUAAAGAACUCAAGGACCUACAUGGAUUUCACAGACUUUUCAAAACUGUUGGAGAAAAAGAUGGUGACCGCGCAGGAAAUCUGUGAAGUAUUUUCAAACCAGGGCUUCUACAGAUUCAUUGCGGAGGAAACAUUCAAGCCAAAACUGGAACUUGUGGACAACUCUGAGUUGCAGAAAGCUCUGGAGGCAUGGUUGGAAGAACUCGAGCAACAAGCUGGUCGUCAGAAGAUUGUUCAAAGUGCAAAGGAUUUUGAAUUGGUCCCGUACACACCUCCCGAAUCUGACUCCUCUAAUCUCUAUCUGAAGUACAAGGGACUGUUCAGAGAGGAUCUCGACAAAUUCUGGCAAAUUGUGGGCCUUGGACCCUCUGCUUCAGAUUACAGUUUCAGGGAAUUCCUAUGCUUAUACCUCGUAAUAGCAAAGGAAGUGACUGUGAGACUUUUAAGACAAGGCUACUUCCUCAUUGAUGAGAAAGCACUGGAGACUGAUAAACUGACACGUUUGGACGAUAGGAAAUGGACGACACUGCUGGAGAACUGGUUGAAAGACAUCCAGAAACAAGCGCAACGCCAGCAGUUCAGGUUUACUGCAAAUAACUUCAAAGUGGUAUCGUACCAUCUGCCUUGCCAAACUGAAAUCAGUAAAGUCAUGCUUUUCUACAAGGGACUCACUGAAGAUGAUGUCGAAAAAUUGUGGGAGCAAGUGCGAAAAGUGCGAGAAGCUCCACCUGCCAAAAAGGCAAAGCGCUCAUAAAAAAACUGAGAGGAAAUACAGAAAUAUACACAAUAUACAAAUAUAAAAAAUCUUACAAGAAAUCUCAAGGCUUGGGUUGUACAACUAUUUUUAUCUACCUUUAUUUCAUAUAAACAAUGACACAUUAUCGUAACAUUUACUUUACAUUUAAAUUACAAUUAAAUUUACUU